UGGAGCUGAGCUCGAGCCCUUAAAUAGCUCUGUGAUGAGGAAACAGCUGUUAAGGUCCAUGGAUCAGAGAUGCUGCCAUAAGCUCACCUGCCAGACCCCUUUCUCUCCUCCUGCUUUCACAGCAGUAGUGCUCUUCACCAGAGUCACUUGGUCCCUGUCGUUUUCAUCUGGGAGCUGUAUGCUCGAUAUCUCUGGCCAGCACACAAACAGCACAGAGCAUGGAGAUUCUGGGAAGGUGCGAGUCCUUUUCCCUCUGGAUAACUGUGUUGUCCUUUGGAAGGGUUCUCUCCAUGGAUUUCUCUUACCUGGGAUCCUCCCUGAGCCUGCAGUCCUCCUUCCAGGAGAACACAACACAGGUACUUUUAUAUUACCGAGGGAUUGCUUCUCCUUGUUCCAGUACCGAAGAUGGGAUUUGCCGGGCUGUGAAUUGCACUUCCAGGAUCCCUGCCGCUGGUUUUCAGAACUCCACAGUCCCAUGCCAGCUAGAGGGAGAGGCAGCCAUCUUCCCCGCUUCUCCUGGAUCCUUCCCCAUGAGGUUCUCCAGCUGCUGUUGGUCCCAGACUGUGCUCCCUCCCAGUGAGGAUAACAACUCCCGUGUCCAGUUUGAGAUGGUGAUGACUUAUACCCUGGGUGCUCGCUCUGAUACAGGAUCGACAAACACCUCUCCGCAGACUCCGCUUCUGCCUCCUCUCAGAGUUCCCCAAAACUGUGCUACAUUGUAUAAUCUGAGUGUCUCAGACCAAGAUGGGGAUGUAGUGAGUUGCCGAUAUGGGCGUCGAGAGGAGCUUGCCUGUGCUUUCUGCAAGAAGUACCCUUUUCUGCAUUUGGAUGAGGAUGGAUGCACCCUUAUGUACGACGGAAUGGGCUCCAAAGGCACCUACUCGGUGGAGCUGAUGGUGGAGGAUUUCCCCAGGAAAACAGUGGUCCUGAAAUUUGAGGAUGGGAUGCAUGAGAUUCAUCCAUACAAUGCUUCAGGACAGGGCUGGAACGAAGCCCUAAGUUCUGUUCCACUUCAGUUCACCUUAACAGUGGAGAAGCCAGUAGACGACUGUGCCUUUGGAAUUAGAAGGCCAAUAUUUAUCAGCCCAACCCCAAGCAAUGGGGACAGGAUCAGCGUGCUGCCCUAUGAGGACGUUUCCUUCACAGCGAUGGCUAUCAGCGCAGGAGAAAGGAUGGCGGACUUGCAGGUUCUGGGUCCUUACGGGCUGCACACAUUGGGUCCAUGGAUGGCAGACGAUCUCUGCACUGUGUCUGUGAAUAUCACCUGGGAGAGCAGGAACCCUGUGAGAUUGCACCAGGUUCCUGUAUGUUUUGUGGCCAGCACAUUGUCUGGAUUACAGUCUGAGCUCAGAUGCAUUUGGAUUGUGCAGAAAGCUGCUGAUUACCCACAGGGCACAGUUCUGCUGUGUCUUGAGGAUCGAAUGCAGCUCUCUGUUCCCCGAUCUAGUUUAGGAGACGUGCAGGAAAGCAAUCUUCAGAAGAAUAACCCUGAAUGCUUGAUCAGUAGCAACAGCACGCACCUUCUAGUCGAGAUCCCACUUGAUGUGUGUGGAACCAGGGUGAAGGAAGAUCCACCUUUCUUCAUCUUCACCAACAAAAUAAUUGGUCGACACCAAGGAGCAUUGUCCAGUCCAUUCAAGAAAACCCUGGCCAUCCCAGUGAGCUGCAAAUACACCAAACAGGAGGAGGGAGCCGGCAGCACCUACUGCCCUUUUGUGGGCCCCACAGAUAAAGGCUUUGGCAACUUCAGCUUUGAUAUUAGAUUCAGCACACAGACUGCAGGUGGGAUGAGGUCAUUAGAACAGGGGGCUUCCAUUAAUGCCAGUGUCAAUGACCAGUUAUUUAUCAGCGUGUCGGCCAAGAGUGACCUGGCUGAUGCCCAGCUGGUGGUGCAAUCCUGUCAAGUGCUAGGCAACCAGGACUCUUCCAAUGGCAUCUUCAUCAUACAAAAAGGAUGCUUGAAUUACAAGGCAGCCAAAGAAGUGAUUCCGGAAGAUUCCAAGGACAAGGUGUACAGCCUCAGGCUCUCCUCAGUAGCCGACACCGUCCCUGAGGUGUUUGUAACUUGUGACGUGAAGCUGUGUCGCAGUUUGAGCAGGUCCAGGCUAUGCCCUUCAGGGUGCAGGUCCUUCAAAAGCAACGAUUCGCCAUGGAAGAUACUAGAAACAAAGAUCCAUCGGAUCACUGCUGGGCCAAUCCGGAUCACCCAGGGCCCUUCCAGCGGUACCAACUACACUGCCUUAGUGGUUGGGAUAGUGCUGGGCUGCACAGUGGUGUGUGUCGUCUUUCUGCUGGUGAAGAAGUCCUUUGUGGGGGUGCCAUACAGGAAUGUAUCCCUAAGAAUAUGAGACUAUCACUGUAAAGGGCAUUUAAGGAAGUCAGAUGGUUGGGAAGAUUACUGUACUUGAAGGACACAACUGAAAAUUCCAAGAGAGAGCAACAUCAAAGUUGUGGGAAUCAGAUGCUGAGCAGAUUGCUUAUGGCAGCAUUUCUGAUUUUGGUACAGGUACCACUGAUGGCACUAAGUCCACAAUCAAGUGGUGUAUGGGUGCUUCUAGGAUCCACUAUGACACUGAUUAAAAAAAGAAUGUGGAAAACACCGGAUACUUGUGACUUUUAAGAUGUGGUUUGCUUAAGGACUUGUCUUCACUGCAACUGACAGCUUAAGUUAUUCCUCUGAAGUUCGCCUAGCUCAAGUGAGUGCAACCACACUGUGAAACAACACUCAAGCUACACAGAAGAUUGGAUUAGCAUCUAAUGAUGUGCUAACUUGAGUUGCAUCCCCAAUGCACUGCUAGCUUGAGCAACACACACACACACACACGAGCUUCAAACUACAGCCCCUAAUGGACCAGCUAGCUAGGGUUUAAAGUAUCACCUAACAAGCUAGAGAUGUGUGUGUGGACAGCUGUCAGGUUGGGGGCAAUACUUGAGUUAUACCUCAAGCUAACACUGCCGUGAAGACAAACCUUCAGUCUUAACCUCCAAGAACAGAUGACUUACAGGAAACAUCUCAUAUAAACAAGCUGCUCUCAAACUACAAACCAGGGCUUAGUGGUCUGGAGCACUUCCUGGUGGCAUGUAGUAUUUUGAGUACCAAGUAGAACCAAAAUUUAGCUGUUGGGAAGGAAGGUGCUUUAUGAAAGAUAACUCUUUUCUGAAGUGAUAUGCUUAAGAAGAGUUGGAGAACCAAUGGUGAAAUUAACAUGCAGGGUUACAUAAGCUUAUACAAAAUGCAUGUAAGGUUGGACCUAGGCAAGAAAGAUCAGCUUCAAAGCUGUUGGAUUUUGCAGUGAGUUCAACAAGCAUCCACUCAUUUUGGAAAAAAAUCAGUGAGGCUCAUUGAUAUCAUUUAUUUCUCUUUUGCACUCAAAAAUCUUACAAGGCAGGCUUUUACAGAGAAUAUACCUAGAUCUAUUUUCAUCCAGAUUGAUAAAGAUUACAGUCACGCAUUGACAAUUUAAUUUUUAUUUGUAAAUUGUUUUUCAGCAAGAGGAUGAGAGCUAGGAACUCAGCGAUGGCUAAACCUUGCUAACAUGGUUUUCCUCCAAUCCCUAUUGGUCCACCCUGCAUGUUGUGUAGGGACUCAGGUAUUAUGAGUUGAUCAGUUUGGGGAUUUUCCCCCUUUUCUCCAUGAGAACAUUUUAAAAAAUCAGAAGUUUUAAAAAACAUCAACACACUUAUCAAGGGAUCCAUAAUUGUAUCAAAACGUAGAGAGAGAGAGUUAUCAGCUGCAGAAAAUAUAAAACCAAGAUACUCCAAGCCACAGGCUCGCAAAGGAAAGAGUGGGCAACUGCUUUGUCCAUCAUAUAUUCCAUUUUUCAAGCGAUGUGAAUUCAGCUGUGCCACAGUGAGACAAUUACACUAGCAUGUGCUGCAUCUACAGACUCCAGAGUCACACCCUGACAGCAUGAGCUACUUCAUGUAUACAGUAUUGUCAGCCCUAGGGCCAACAGGUCACCUAAAGGCAAGCCCAUGUGGAUGAGAAUCAGGGUCAGGGUAUUUUCUAGCUGUAGUCUGUUUAUUGAUAAAAUGUACACAGAGUGCAAUUUCUUUGAUGAGUGGUACGAACAAACCACACACAGGCAGCACUCUUUUGCAGAAAUCUCAAGCGAGCCACUCCAGCCCUAUACCAAGUUGCUGGCCUUCUGUUUCUCUUCACUCAUUCCAACGACUCACUCCCAGCCCCACCUCCACAGACAGCAAGAAUCUAACCCAAGUUCAGGGCUCCGGAAAAUCUGUUGGCUCCAAACCUCUCAGCUGUAGCAUCAUGGGCUGGCCUUUGAGCCUGGACCAUUAGCCCCACAAUAUUUCUUAAUUACCCUCUGUCUGGUUACCUGCUUGUAUCCACCAUUUCUAUGAGGAACUUCUCAGGCCUUGUCUUCACGAUAAAAAAAGGUGCAUUCUUAAUUUGAGUUAGCUAACUCAAGAUAAAAUCCUAGAGAAGAAAGACAGUUUGUAAUUAUUAUUUGUAUUACCAUAAUACCUAGGAGCCCUAAUUAUAGAUCAGGACCCCAUUGUGCCAGGUGCUGUACAAAGAGAACAAAAAGACAGUCCCUCCCCACAGAGUUUACUAGCAAAAUAUAAGGCAAGAGACCACAAAUGGGUAAAGAGACAGAUUGGGGAGUAUGAGGAAACACUGAGGCUACUCUGGUUAGUAUGACAGGCAGGGGUAUCAGCACACAAGUGGCCUACCCGUUAUCAAGUCUUUUGUAAGCACCUUGGUAAAGGAGAGCUUUAAGGAGGGAUUUGAGGGAGGAUAAUCAGUAGCUUUGUGGAUGUUUAUGGGGAGUUCUUCCCAAGCAUGAAGGCUGGCAUGGGAGAAAGCAGAAGGUGCAUCUGAAAAAUUGUAGUAAGUGGGCAAUCGAGGUUGGCAUCAUUGGCUAAUCAAAGGAGUUGAUAUCUUGAUUGUGAUUAAAAGUGGAUAGAUAUGUCUAGGGAUAGGCCUUGAAAAAGAAGACGAGCAAAUUCCGUUUCCUGUGAUAGAGGGGGGAGGGAAGGGCAAUGGAGAGCUGAACAGAGAGGAGUGACACAGUUGAAGCAACAGGCUAGGAAAAUGAUUUUUACAGCAGCAUUCUUUAACGUGACCUUCUAACUCGUGUGGAAACUACAGACCGCCUUGUCUUUGCUAGCAUUUUAUCUCAAGUUAGUCAACUCAAGUUAACACACCUUUUAUUGUCGUGUGAAGACAAGGCCUCAUAUCUCAACAAUUCUUAAUGACAAGCCAUUACAGUAUCUUAAGUCAAUUGCUUCAUGGAGUCAUUAUCUCCCCCUCAAUCACUGAAACCUCCUACUCCUACCGACCAGCAUCACACACCUCCAGUUCCCACAAAUCACAGCUGGUAAGAUCAGCUUCCUUACCCCUCCCUGUCAUCCUGUCACCAUCUCUUGGAAUCCUUCCUUGGCCUCCCCUCCUCCAUCAUUUCAAAUACAAAGUUCUUUAAUCAAGGCUCGGCAUUAACCUACCCCUUUUUAUGCAGCCACCUCUCUCUCUUAUUCUAGAGCUCUCCGUUCCACCAAUAAUGCCAGCCUCAGUGCUCCAUUUGUUUACUCCCACAAACAGUUCUCUGCCAUGUCACCCUGUGCAGAGCACACUUCCUCAGCUGCUCUGUAAGGCCACUAUGCUUUCUUUAUUUAAAUCCUUCCUGAAGAGGCACUUCUAACAUACCACCUACAAGAAAUAAUCCAAUAAAUAAGGGUUUAGGCAGAGGGGGCAGACUGGGAGAGUUUAUAAUUAAAAUAUAACCUGGGACUGUAUUAA
Molecule: messenger RNA, 5761 nt
Organism: Dermochelys coriacea (leatherback sea turtle)
Lineage: Eukaryota; Metazoa; Chordata; Testudines; Dermochelyidae
Exons: 14
Coding region: 219-2348 (709 amino acids)
Source: RefSeq, a predicted model, not a curated record